This is a messenger RNA of Gigantopelta aegis, 1314 nucleotides long. Its product is annotated as calponin homology domain-containing protein DDB_G0272472-like. The transcript has 10 exons. NCBI's taxonomy places the organism in Eukaryota, Metazoa, Mollusca, Gastropoda, Neomphalida, Peltospiridae. The record is from RefSeq and is a predicted model, not a curated record. The annotation marks the transcript as partial.
AUGUCAACAUCAUCAGUCAGGCCUAGGCCUAGAAGUUCAGGCUCCAUAAAGGCACCAAAUCGACCUCCUCCUCCACCACCAAGAUCUGCUUCUAUUCAAAAGCAGGCAAUGCAAAGCUCGGCUAUAUUGCCUCAAAGACCAGCUCUUCCUCCAAAUACAUCUCCAACUCGUUCUCCUGAGAAGCAACAUAGUCAGUCCAAUAGCUCAGUACAGAUGGAACAGAACGCUUCAAUGAGUCCAUCUGCUAGUAUUAGUAAGAUGCCAAACGACCAGAUAAUGGAGAAAUAUGUGUUAGAAGAGGAGAAAAAGGCACGCCUUGAAACUGAAGAACAACUCAGAUCCGUACGAGAUGAAUUAGACAAGUUGAAAGACACAUCAGCUAUGGCUUUUGACCAGUAUGGUAAACUCACUGAAGAGCUUGAACAGGAAACAGAGAUGAGAGAGAAAGCUGAAACUUUAGCUAUGGAGAUAUCUGAACUGGAACAAGAACUAUGUCAGAGACCAUCUGUUACACUGCUUGAAGAAUUCAACCAACUUGAGAGAAGUACGAUCAUAAAGACAGCUUUUAUUUUAUUUUUUAUAUUCAUCAUUUUGAUAGUGUCAGAGAUUACAGUUGAAGAGCUGAAGUCAGUUAGAAGAGAGCUAGAACAAGAGAGAGAAGCCAGAGAAAUUGCUGAGAAGAAAGCACAAGAGUUGAAGGCUGAUCUGAGAGCUCUACAACGUCAAAGUGCUAUUCUUAUGACAUCUGCUGCUGAAGAUGAGAAAUUAUCUGAUGCUUUAAUGCAAAUACAACAAUUACAAAGUGAACUUAGUGAGGCUAAAGUUUCUAGUGAAGCAAAGAACUUGAAGAAAGAUUGUCAGUGCUUACCAAUCAAAUUGAAAGUUAUGAACAACGAGCAAAAUCUGCUGAGUCUGAAGGUACUGGAGUCCUCCUCCUCCACCACCUCCUCCCCUGGAGGAAUCCCAGGGGCUGCUGAUCCCAUGAUGAGCAUGAUAGCUUCAAUAAAAAGUGGUAACAUUGCUUUAAAACGAGUUCAAAAGGGACACAAAAAGAGUGAAUCAGGACCAGCUGACAAUGAUGGUCAAUCGGAUACAAAUUCAGCUGGAAAUUCACCUGUAACUCCACGUCGUAUACAGCCUCCUUUAAGUCCAGUCAGUCCAUUUCUUCGCCCAUCUCCUGUAUCUCCUGGACCAACAAUAACAGAGACUCCACCCAGCUCUCCAACUCCUCCUGUCCCACCAAGAUCCAAAAAGGGUCUGUUAGCACCUCAUUUCACUUCUGUUCACUAUUCUGACAACAAGAAAAUUAUUGAA